AUGCCGGAGACAGUCUCGGGUCUGGCGAGCGAGCUCAGGAGUGAUAACCGUGGAAGCCAUCAGGAAGCCAAUGCCGAUCACGGCAGCAGCGGUCCGUUGCUGCAGAGACGAGGCUCACAGAUGACACUGCAAACGAGAGCAACGACCGACGGAGCCGGGCAUUUCACUGUCACUGCUGCCCGCUUGCCCGAGCUGAUCGACGAGAUCGGCAUCGGCAUGUUUCAGAUCAUUCAGUUCCUGCCCGUCCUUUUCGUCCCCCUCUGCGAGGGCGCCAACAUCCUCGUGAUGACGAACGUGACGCACGCCUUGAAGCAGAGCUUCCAGCUCAGCAGCUGGCAGGCCGGGAGCCUCGAUGCUUUCUCCUUCUUGGGGCUUGCGCUCGGCCACUACGUCGCGGGCUUUCUUGCAGAUCUGCGAGGUCGACGCCUCCCCAUGGUUCUCUCUUUCCUUGGCAUGACCUUGGGUAGCGUGCUGAUGACCCUGGCCACGGGCUACGAGGCAAUGGUGAUGCUGCGGCUGCUGCAUGGCCUUUGCUGUGGACUGGGGGUUCCACCGGCCGCGUCGAUGAUCGCUGAGACCGUGCCAACCGCCUGGCGCCGGUUUGUCUUCGUCCUUUUUUGGAGCUCCACGGCCCUUGGAGAGACCUAUGCCUGCUGUGGCUUGAUGCUCUACAUGCCCAACCUCACAGAAACCGCUUGGAAGCAGGCCGUUCUUUGGACUUCUUUGCCGGCAUUCCUGAUGUUGCUCCUGUCGGUGGCCACACUGCAGGACUCCCCGCACUGGCUGGCCGUCCACGGCCGCCUCAUCGAGGCAAGGAUCGUCUUGGACCGGAUGGCCGCCAUGAACAAGAAGGAAGAGGUUCUCAAGAAGCUGGGGCCAGCCCCAGUCCACGACUUCUCGAACCUGUACGGCGUCAUCACAGCCCGCGCAGGCCACGGCCCCUCGCCACAGGCGCUGUAUCAACGCCUAGUGCAGCCGGAGACGCUGAAGCUAGUGUGUCUGUUCGCCGUCCUCGCCAGUGUUGGGAACAUUGAGACAUUUGGAAUGAGCAACGUUUGGCCAGAGAUGCUGCGAGAGGAAGCUGCAGACGAACACCUGCACGGUCUGCAUGCCUCGAAGGUUACACCACCGGCGCAGAAGCUUGCGCUCAUCGUCUCCAUCGGCAUUCCAGUGGGAAUGGCUUCUGCGGUACUCUCGUUUUCCAAGACGGCAUCUCAUCGCGUGUACAUCGUCCUAGCUGGCCUCACGGGAUGCGCGGGCAUUUUGUGCGCUUCGUUCCUGCAGCAUCUGCAGCACGCUGCUUUCCUGAUGGCCGCGAUUCUUGUCACUCACAUGUCUGGAACCCUUCAGUACGCGGUGGCGAUGAUCUUCUGUGAGGAGUCCUUUCCCACCGACAUCAGGGCAUCCGCCACAGGCAUCGUGAUCUUCUGGGGCACACUCUGGUCGGUGUUCUCUCCCCUGCUACUGACAGCGGUCGGCGAGCCGGGAUUCCUGGCAGUUGCGGCCGUGGCGUUUCUGGUUUCUGCGGUCUGCGUCCUGCCACUUCAGGAGACCCAUUGCAUGGAGCUGAAGGACUUCGUGGAAGAGCAAGAAAGCGGCCCAAACUUCGAGGAGAGAGAGGCGGAGGCGGAGGCGGCCGAGGCGGCCGAGGACGAGGAGAGCGAGCUGUCGGAAGGAGAAACGGACACGGUCGGAGGUGCAACGACUGCGAGUUCCCAAGAGUCAACGUCUGUGGUCUUUGCCGACGGCACCCUCGGUGCUGUGUUGGAGUUGAAGCUGGUGUUCUUCCUUUUGGGGGCCGUGCCUGGGGUGUCGUUUACCGCCUUCUACUCCUCGAUGGGCUUCUUGAUCGACCGCUGCAGGGAUCGCAGCUUCUUCGCACAGGAGAUGUUGGUGGGAAACGGAGCCGUGGCGCUGGGUUUGCUGCUUUGGACCCGGCUUUCGGCUUCCAUCUUCGCUCGCUUGGUCUUGGGCACCUUCUCCUUGUUCCUGGUAGACCUCCUCAUGGCUUUUCCCGAGCACGAAACCGUCAUGUUGGCCUUGGGCUUCCUGCAAGGCUUGUUGAACGUCACGGUCCUCAGCACCAUCUUGUCUUUGGCAUCCGAGCUCUGUGAGAACUGUCGCUCCUGGGUACAGUUGGGCUUUGCGACCGGUGCACUGAUGCCAGUCUUGGCGGUUCCAUUCACCGGCUUUGGGCCAAAGUCUCCUUUGUCUGUGCGGCUGGCAUAUUAUCUUCUGCCCGCACUGUUCUCCCUGCUAGCCGCCAUGACUUAUGGAGGUGUCUACCAUCGAAAAGUGACAGAAGUGAAUAGGCUGGGACGGAGAGUGAGGGGCAACUUGGCCGACCUCGUCAUGGCCUAUGCAAAGACAAACUCUCCUUCCUCCUCCGCGGCCCCGGCUUUGGCUUUCGGCUGUCUCGACAACAUGGCCGUUCUCCUUAUCCUCGGCUAUCAGUUCGCUGCGUACUUCUUUGCUGGAGUGUUCCCAUUCUAUGGGGAUGCUGCAGCAGCAUUGAUGCUGUACCUUUACAUGAUUGCAGGGGACAUGAUGGGGAACUUGGCAGCUUUUGCGUGGGCGGCCUUCGUGGACUUGCCGAAUCUCGGGCGCGCCUUGAAGGAGAGGGAAAGGACUGGGAGCUUAGCUACCGCAGCCGCAGCGGCCACGAUGUGCUAUGGAGCCUUGCUGCUUCUGCUGCUGAUCGCUGGCUGCACUGCGGGCCUGGGUUUGUGGGGUGCGGCAGAGGCCGCCAAGGAAGAUACCGAUACCAAAGCUCCCAUGCCGAUGCAGCUCUGCUUUGUGACGUUCUUCUUCGGUGCUUUUGCAAAGGGCGGGCUCGAUGAGCUCCGACUCGUGGGAGGAAAAUCCAAUGUUGUCCGCUUUGCUCGGCUUUUUGGAAGCUUGCUGGGCCUCCUUGCAGCACUCCUCUGCUGCCACCUGAGCAGCGACUUCUCCCAAGAGAUCUCGCCCAGGGCCACGCUCCUGCGCAAGGACCACGACAGAACGGAAGCGAAGAGCAUGCUAGACCUUGACGUUCUCUCCUUGUCGCAGUCACGCUCCUUCCGAUUUUCGAUGCCGCUGCAAGUUCAGGUGACUCAUGCUGGGAGCUUCGGACUAUAA
This is a messenger RNA of Symbiodinium sp. CCMP2456, 3117 nucleotides long. NCBI's taxonomy places the organism in Eukaryota, Dinophyceae, Suessiales, Symbiodiniaceae. The record is from the annotation of a GenBank genome assembly.